Molecule: messenger RNA, 1116 nt
Organism: Schistocerca piceifrons (Central American locust)
Lineage: Eukaryota; Metazoa; Arthropoda; Insecta; Orthoptera; Acrididae
Product: carboxypeptidase B-like
Exons: 7
Coding region: 1-1116 (371 amino acids)
Biological process (GO): proteolysis
Molecular function (GO): zinc ion binding; metallocarboxypeptidase activity
Source: RefSeq, a predicted model, not a curated record
AUGGCAGUAUUCAUAGUACCUGCUCAGUUUGUGUCUUCAGAGGCAGACCGCACAGUGAGGCUGUGCUCGCAGCUGCUGCUGGGAAGGAGGGGUGCAGCGGACGACACACAGAGGGAGCUGCGGCUGCUGGCGCUGCAGGUGUCCGCUGCUCGACCCACGACCAGGCUGCUGGGGGUGCUCACUCUCGAUCUGAGAGUCGUCUCAGGCUUCAUUUCUGUCAUCCGGCGGUACCUCUCAGACCUGGCAUCGAACUAUCCCAACUUGGUGACGGUGCAGUCCAUAGGCCAGACGUACGAGGGUCGGCCCAUCGAUGUGAUCCAGGUGUCGUCUGGAACUGGCGCCAACGGCACUGCACCAGUGAUCCUGGUGGACGCAGGCAUCCAUGCCCGUGAGUGGAUCGCACCUGCAGCAGCUCUCUACGUCAUCCACCAGCUGGUCGAGAACGCGACGCAGAGCGCCAUCACAGACAGCAUCGACUGGCACAUCAUACCGGUGCUCAACCCUGAUGGAUACGAGUACACCUUCACAACGGAGCGACUGUGGAGAAAGACGCGAUCUCCAACAUCUGCUGAAUGCGUAGGAGUGGAUGCGAACAGGAACUUUGACUUCCAUUGGAUGGAGGUAGGUGCUAGUGACGACCCGUGUGCGACUACUUACGCAGGCGCUGAAGUUUUUUCCGAGCCUGAAACGAGGGCUCUGAGGGACUACAUUCUGGCGAACGCCGAUCGCAUCAAGCUUUAUCUGACAUUCCACAGUUAUGGACCUAUGAUACUUUACCCGUGGGGAUACACCACAGAGCCGCCUGAAGACUGGCAAACACUGGACGCACUGGGGAGACUCGCCAACGCCGCGCAGGUAGCAGCCGGAGCUCCCAACUACACCGUGGGGACUUUCGCGGGCGCCAUGUACGCAGCCGCCGGCACCAGCGCUGACUGGGCGAAAGCCGUGGGGGGUGUGGCACUGUCGUACACACUGGAGCUUCCAGGGGGCGGCGACGCCGGCUUCGACCCCCCCACAUCCGACAUCAUUGGCAUCGUGACGCCCUUCUUCGAAGCGGUCCGAGCUUUUGGUCAGUACGUCGCUGACAACUUCGGAAGGAGCAGGCUGAGUGGUUGA